CUUAAAAAGUUUUGUAUAAUCGAGGGCCUAGGGCAAAUGUUUUUCUAAAUACAUGGUUAGCACGGCUCUGGUUAGAGGGUGUGACAUGCAACAGAGCAGGAGCUAUGUAUCUAUUCCCUUGCAUUAACCUUCCACAAAAGGUCAUCGCAGCUGCAGAAGCUGCAAAGACAGAACCAGACGCGUUUUACUGCAAACGCCUUUUAAACGCUACUGGAAUAGUCGUGGUCCCUGGCUCUGGCUUUAGACAGGUACCUGGCACAUGGCAUUUCAGGUGCACUAUACUUCCUCAAGAAGAUAAGAUUCCUUCAAUCGUAAACCGUCUCACUGAGUUCCACAAGAAAUUCAUGGAUGAGUUCGUCAACUAA
Messenger RNA from Raphanus sativus (radish), 365 nucleotides. RefSeq names its product alanine aminotransferase 2, mitochondrial-like. The record is from RefSeq and is a predicted model, not a curated record. The transcript is spliced from 2 exons. Bases 105 to 365 code for a protein of 86 amino acids. Gene Ontology annotation, molecular function: L-alanine:2-oxoglutarate transaminase activity. NCBI's taxonomy places the organism in Eukaryota, Viridiplantae, Streptophyta, Magnoliopsida, Brassicales, Brassicaceae.